CAUAUGUGAACGGUGUUCUUGAUAUUAAUUCUUGCUGAAACAUUUCUGUCGUGUUAACGUACGGACCUUAAUUAACAAUGGAUCAUUUAAGACAUAAAGUAGUGGUUAUUACAGGUGCUGCGCAUGGAAUAGGUGCUCAAAUUGCUGAAGACUUAGUAAAAAUAGGAACGACUGUUAUUGGGUUCGAACCAACAGACGAGAAAGUCGAAGAAAUGUUGACUAAAAUGAAUAGUUGGGGCAAUUUUGAAGGACAAUUAAUACCCUGUAAAUGUGAUGUGUCUAAAGAAGAAGAUAUAAAGAAUGCUUUUGAAGGUAUAGUAGCAGCAUAUGGUGGCACUGAUGUUCUGAUAAAUAAUGCUGCUGUCGGAAAGGAAGGAUUAAUAUCAACAGGAGUCAUAAAAGAUUUAAUUGAUGUUGUGGACACAAAUAUUUACGGAUUAAUAACAUGUACAAGAUACGCGAUUAAUUCAAUGGUGAAAAAAGAUGUUCUAGGCCACAUUAUUAAUAUUAAUAGCAUUUGUGGUCACUAUAUGCCCCCUUUUGCCGAACCAAAGAUAAAUAUGUACAUAGCGUCUAAGCGUGCGAUGACAGUGUUAAAUACUUUAUUGAAGAACGAAUUUCAACUAAUUAAUCGAAAAAUUAAAGUAUCAAGCAUAUCACCAGGGAUUGUACGUACGGGGAUAUUUAAAACUGCUGGUAUAAGUUUCAUAAAUGAAGAGUUUUUUCAAAAGUAUCCACAUUUGACUGUAAAAGAUGUAUCUAACGUCGUUCUAUUGGUUUUGUCAGCUCCCCGUGGUAUACAAGUGAAUGAGAUAAUAUUUCAUGCGUUACAUGAAAUUUAUUGAGGUUUU
Spodoptera litura is the source of this 851-nucleotide messenger RNA. The record is from RefSeq and is a predicted model, not a curated record. Lineage: Eukaryota; Metazoa; Arthropoda; Insecta; Lepidoptera; Noctuidae.